Leptosomus discolor (cuckoo roller) is the source of this 3742-nucleotide messenger RNA. NCBI's taxonomy places the organism in Eukaryota, Metazoa, Chordata, Aves, Leptosomiformes, Leptosomidae. The record is from RefSeq and is a predicted model, not a curated record.
AUCCAGUACUUCUGAGAAAGAGACUCCAUGGACAGAGAGUGAAAAAAUCAGAGUGUGUGUCCGAAAACGUCCUCUAGGCCUGAGAGAGGAGCGACGCGGGGAGGUUAACAUCAUCACAGUGAAAGAUAAAGAAACCCUACUUCUUCAUGAGAAGAAAGAGGCAGUUGAUCUCACCCAAUAUAUUUUACAGCAUGUUUUUUAUUUUGAUGAAGUCUUUGGGGAGUCAUGUACCAAUCAGGAUGUGUAUAUGAAGACAGCUCAUCCACUCAUUCAGCAUAUUUUUAACGGAGGCAACGCAACCUGCUUUGCAUAUGGGCAGACUGGUGCUGGCAAGACUUACACUAUGAUAGGCACUCACCGGAACCCAGGACUCUACGCCUUGGCUGCCAAGGACAUCUUUAGACACCUGGAAGCAUCACAGUCAAGGAAAGAUCUCCUUGUUUUUAUCAGUUUUUAUGAGAUCUACUGUGGACAGCUUUAUGACCUGCUAAAUGGAAGGAAGAGACUUUUUGCAAGAGAAGACAGCAAGCACAUUGUUCAAAUAGUUGGACUGCGGGAGAUUCAGGUGGACUCUGUAGACCUGCUGUUGGAGGUAAUUUUGAAGGGGGGAAAAGAACGUAGCACGGGAGCUACUGGAGUCAACUCAGACUCUUCUCGAUCUCAUGCUAUCAUCCAAAUCCAAAUCAAAGACGCAGCCAACAGGACAUUUGGAAGGAUAUCAUUCAUUGACUUGGCUGGCAGUGAAAGGGCAGCUGAUGCCAGAGACUCAGAUCGACAAACGAAAAUGGAAGGAGCAGAAAUAAACCAAAGUCUUUUAGCACUAAAGGAAUGCAUUCGGGCGUUGGAUCAGGAACAUGCACAUACUCCUUUCCGGCAAAGCAAAUUAACUCAGGUGCUAAAGGAUUCUUUCAUUGGCAAUUCCAAGACAUGUAUGAUAGCCAAUGUAUCACCUAGCCACGUAGCUACAGAGCAUACCCUGAACACUUUACGAUAUGCUGACAGGGUCAAAGAGCUGAAGAAAGGGAUUAAAUGUUCUACCCCUGUCACAAACAGGCGUCGCACAGCUGGAAACGUAUCUCCAAAACGUGUCCAAAGCUCUCCCUCUUUGCCACCUGGGGAAAAGAGCUCCCCAAAGAAAGUGAAGCUAGGCCUCCAGCAUCCCUCAAAUGCUACAAAAACAAAGGCAUGUCCUGCAGCACUCCAGCCACUCCAGCCUGUCCCUUUUACCUCUGCACCCAGGGGAAUCAACAAAGGACAUGCCUACAAAGGAAAUCCCAGCUCACCGUGGUUCCACCACAGCAACCCAGUUAAGGGAGUCCUACGGACAGCACAUCCCCUGAAGAAGAAAACUGAUGAUUUCUCCACCCACUCUGAAAAGAACCCCACUGAGAAGGAUUUCACCAUCAAAAACACUGCCACAGCAGAAACAAAAGAGAGCAACCCCACUGAGAAGGAUUUCACCAUCAAAAACGCUGCCACAGCAGAAACAAAAGAGAGCGGCCAGAGAGACAAGCAUCUGCAAGACAGACCACCUGUCCAGUGCCUGAAAGUCCAGACAGUGCAACCUGUUCAGAAACAGCUUGUUUCUAGAGAUGAUUUUUCCUUUAGAGAUGGAAAUCUGCCUUCCGACAGCAGACAGGAAUGGGGAAACACCUUCACUAAGCAAUGUGUUGAAACCUGGACAAACCUGCCUCCAUUUCAGAAGGAAAGGGAAGAACAUUUACGUCUUUAUCACCAGCAGUUUCAGCAGCCACCUAUUCUACAGCAAAAAUUUAACUAUCAACCUCUUGAGAGGUUUUUAACACAAUACAAGCCUCAGGAGAUUCAAGCGAAGCAGGAGCUGAGCCCUUCUCCCACAGAAGCACAGAGUAAAGAGGCGAUGCUGCUGGAAGACCUGGAUGACAGUGAUUUCAGUGAAGAUUCUUUCUCACCUGUCUGUAGUCAAAAGAGCAUGAAAAGAAGAAACACCAACAAAUGCAGCCAGCAUUCAUUCUUCCUUCAUCAAAGAGAACAAGGAACUGAAGAAGAACAAAAAUGUCAAAAGCGACAGGAUUUAUUUUUUAAAUACGCAAUACCCAUGCAAGAACAUGAACUAGAUGACAGCUGGGACUGUAGUGAGGGCAGCCCAAAGACUGAGGAAUCCAUUAAAAAUGCAGGCUGCAGCAAAACUCCAUCAGACUGGAGCUAUAACUUAACUAUUGAGUCCUCUCCAAGCAAUACUGCAGAAAAACCUUACUGCCUGCAGGAAGAUCCUGCUUGUAACUGGAAAAAUGGCAAAGAUUUCCUAGCUGAUCACAAACUGUACAAACCCAAACACAGAUGUCUCAUUUCCUCCAGUGAAGCCACCUUAACUCCCGAAAAGGAUGCUUCAAACUUCUAUGUUUCUCCUAUACUGAAACUGGGAACUCCAGACUGCAAAGAGAUGGACCUCCAGCACGAAGAGAAGGAAGAAUCCACUUUGGAUAGGCAGGCUGCCUGUGCAGGAGAGGUAAAAUGGAAAGCUCAAAAAACCGGAUUUAACCAUUGUGGAUCUUCCAGUUGUUCCUCAGAAUUCACUUCUGAGCUAAUGGCGCCUCUCAUGUUACCCCUUCUUGACUACAAGGGAACAACUGAUACAGAGAAAGUGCCUUCUAACCAAGAGAAGUCCCCCUGUAUGAAGCAGACGUCAGACAGGAACGCCCCUGGCUCCCAGAACAGGAUUGAGGAAGAGGGCUGGCAGUGUACGAGGAGCAGAGCUCUGACGGACAGCAUGCUGGAACUGGGGGAGCAAAUGUGUCGUGGCGGAAGACACUGUGCCCUGCUGCGUUCCCCACAAACAGGGCACAAGCGGCUUUCACCCACCUGCUGUGAUGUGAAGGCGUGCUGCUGCCUUCCGGGCUCGGGUUCAUCUAAGCAAGGAGUCGUUCCCAGUUUAUUUGUUGGAUGUGACCUGACGGAAACAUCCGCAGCUGAAUCGGCGGGUUCCAGGGGAGAGAAAGAGGGUGGUUUGUUUCUCAGUAAGUCCACGUGCAAAGAAUACUCAGGGGGCAGACAGUGUGAUGCUGACGUUAAAGAUAAUACAGGUAAUUCAGGAAAAUCUAACUCAAAUCAAGGACCCAGUGUUGAGCCUAUGGCUCAGGAAAUAAAUGCUGAUAUACCUGGAAAGAGUUAUUUUUCAGGUGCAUCGUGCUUUCCCAGCGUGAGACAUACAGAUUACACAGUCCAGUCCUCCUCUCAAGAAAGCAGACUGUUGUCGCAGCCCAAGUCAGGACUGAGGAAUGAGGACUUCAGCCAUUCUGAAGACUCAGCCAAGUCUACAUUCAGCAAUGAGGAAAUAGCGGUGCUAAAAAACAAGUUAAUGCAGAGUAUUUUUACACAAGAGACUUUCGCUGCAGAUUCAGGAUUUGCAACCAAAGAUAAUAAGCCAUUAGCAAAUGCAAAGAGUCCCUCAGGCAUGCCCAGCAACAGCUCUCCAAGUGCUACAUCAGAGAUGGGAAAAUGGCAGAGCGAAGUCCUAGAAAAGGCACAGCAGGCUGUAAUUCAGGCCCAUCGGCAGCAGCUGGAUGAAAUGGCAUCCUUGUGCCUCAAGGAAGAGUGCUUGAUAAGUCAGAUAUCAGCAACGGAUUUUCAGAAUUUCGUGACCAAGCUGGAUGAAAUCUUGGUGCUGAAGUCGAAGUGUAUCCAAACAAUGCGAGCCCAGCUUCAGCUCUAUUUAGUCUCUCCUGGCACUGAUAUGUCCCUGCAAACACCUCUUCCAGUUUAG